GAGGAUCGAGGAGAUCAUCAGGGAAUUGGUUUAAUUAAGGUCACCCUCUGCGUGUCGCCCGGCCAGAACUGCAAUAUCAAGUCUAGGAAUGUGGUGGCUUGCCUUUCAUGCUCUUGGAGGAGGAUUUGAACGGGAAAACUGAGAGCCUUUGAUUCUAUGAGUGCUGUAAUCUGGAAUGUAAGGCUGUGCGGUGAUUGAUGAGCUCCAUCCGCCCGCGUCGAUAUGCUCAAGCAGCUGCCGGUGGCCGUCCGGCCACCGUCAUGGACGUCAAGGCGCCGGCUCCUUGAAGAAAGGAUCAUCUCCGACCUCCAGAGGACUUCGGAUCCACGGCAAUUGAAGCAGCUGCACGCACAGAUAAUCCGAGCCCACCUCCACCACGACCCCUUCGUCGUCCCCAGGCUCGUUUCUGCCCUCGCCUCCGCCCGCCUCAUUCACCAUGCCCGCGCUGCCUUCGACCACGUUCCCGACCCAAACGUUUUUCUCUGGAACACCCUUAUCCGUUCGUAUGCAUACCACGGUUACUUCGUCGACGCCCUGUCCUCCUUUUCCCUCAUGCAGCACGCCGGCGUUGCGGCUGACAAUUUCACCUUCCCUUUCAUCCUGAAGGCGUGCUCGUCCGUCUGCGCGGUCGAAACUGGCAGGAUGAUCCACACCCACGUCGUGAAAUCCGGCCUCCUCCUCGCCGAUGUCUUCAUCCCCAACGCACUCAUUGACAUGUACAACAAGUGCGGCUGCCUCAGGGAAGCCCACCAAUUGUUCGACGAAACACCUGAACGAGAUGUCGUAACUUGGAAUGUCAUGCUCGCCGGAUAUGCUAAAACAAACGACAUGGGCCCUGCAAGGCGGCUGUUCGAUGCCAUGUGUGAGAGGGAUAUUGUGAGUUGGAACACGAUGAUCGAUGGAUACGUGCGAUGCGGCGACAUGGAAUCUGCCUACAAACUGUUUAGCAAAAUGCCGGAGCGGAACGUAGUUUCCUGGUCGACUAUGUUGAGUGGCUACUGUAAGGCUGGGGACCUGGAUAUGGCGCGGCUUCUUUUCGACAAGAUGCCGCGCAGGACACUAGUUCCUUGGACAAUAAUGAUUGCGGGGUAUGCCCAGAAGGGUGAUGUAGCCGCAGCUUCACUGCUGUACGAAGAUAUGGAAAUGGCAAGGCUUGAGCCUGACGAGGUUGCAGCCACUACGAUAUUGUCCGCUUGUGCGCAAUCGGGAUUGCAUACUCUGGGCAAGAGAUUGCACUCGUACAUCAAUCGGUCUAGGCUGAGGUUCGAUACCAGAGUAUGCAAUGCGCUGCUAGAUAUGUACGCCAAGUGUGGAGAUCUAACAGAAGCUCGCCGGCUGUUCCGUAGCAUGCCUCGAAGAGACGUUGUGUCGUGGAACUGUAUGCUUCAGGGGCUUGCAAUCCACGGUCAUGGGGACAGAGCGCUUGAUCUCUUUGUGAGGAUGCAGACGCAGGGAGUUGCCCCCGAUGCAAUUACCUUCCUCGCCGUCUUGUCUGCAUGCACGCAUAUUGGUCUGGUUGACGAUGCGUAUCGUUACUUCUCCUGCAUGAAGGAGGAUUUUGGGAUCGUCCCCCAAAUCGAGCAUUAUGGCUGCAUGGUGGACCUUCUUGGGCGCGCAGGGCGCGUGCACGAAGCAUUCGAGUUGAUCAAGAGCAUGCCGAUGGAGCCGAAUGCCAUCGUAUGGUGCACCCUUCUUGCAGCUUGUAGAACGCAUAACAGUGUGGAGGUGGCUGAGAAGGUGGUGGAUCAACUCAUGGCAUUGGAACCUACAAAUGCCGGCAAUUACGCACUUUUGUCUAAUAUCUACGCCGCAACUGGGCAUUGGGAUGAUGUGGCUAAGGUGAGAGUGAAGAUGAAGGGAACGGGUGUACAGAAGGAAGCUGGUGCUAGCUCCAUCGAGGUGGACGAAAAAGUUCAUGAGUUUACAGUGGGGGAUAUGAGCCAUCCUGAAUCUGUAAGCAUUUUUGGGAUGUUGGAGCGACUUGGGAGUCAUCUGAAGCAUGUUGGCUAUGUGCCGAAAGUACGAGCUGUGCAGGAUGGCUUACUCCAUUGACGCCAGCACCAGCGCAUUGAUAUGAUGGAUCAGAAACUCCGCCCAUCUGGUGAAUUGAGUGCUUUGAUUGCCAUAACCACUUCCCAGUCUGCUUGGCUGAUCAAGUUGAUUUCUGGCUUAGCCUAUUUAUGAAGGUCGCCCACGGGCACCUUAGUUGGAUCGGUCGCUACAAUUAUGAAGAGGAGGAGAAAACACCAAGCUGCAUGUAUUAUCAGACGGAAGUGGGAAACCGCAGCGUGGUUCAACCUCCAAGGGGCUUCUCAGAACUCUGCUGUCGAGGCCCCUCGAUGAUCCCUUGCACGGCUGUUGCUUGCUGCAGCAACAUUUUAUCAAUUCUCAGAUCAUUCCUCCGAGAGAUACAUCUAUAGAGUAUUGUCUUAUUCUUCUCAUGAGUCAUGACUCAUCGUAACUCUUCUUUUCUAUUUGUUGUGGUUAUGAUGGGUAAACUUCCUUGGCAACAUGAUUGGUGCACAGAAGUUGGUGUAUAGCGUGAUCGACUUCCAUCCACACUCUGUACUACUGAAAACAUAGCAAAGUUGCAAGCUUUUUUGUGGUUCCAUCAGAGAGAGAGAGAGGUGCGGUUUUGUAUAGAGAUUUUCCAUAAUAUUCCUAUGUGAACGGACUGACUUUUCUUCAGUUCGUGCAGUAGGCCUUCUUACCAUUGCAAUCCUUUAGCGCUUUUAAAUUUGCUGCUCAUUUGAAGAAUACAAGAGUACCUAAAAGAAUUGGGAGAAGAGUUGACAGUGAGCUAUUUCAUUAGUUUGAAAGAACUUAGUACAUCGUGAACGAGGUGAGCAAGUCUCAAGUACUGAUCGGGUGCCUUGAGGCUCAUACUGCUAUCUUGCUGCCGGGGACCUACUUCGAGAUAAUUCUUUAAGUACAGAGUUCAACAUCACGGGUUGGAAGGUACUCAACUACGAAUAAAUAAGCGCAUGGGUAAAGUCAGGAGAAUAGGUGCCCCCCUUCAAAUCAUGUGUCGUCUUGGUGCCAGCUAUUUAAUUGUGUCCCUGUGCUUUCUCUUAGUGGCAUGACUUCAUUGGAAGUGUGUAGUUUCACAUCAACUAUGCUUCGUACGUCCAUUACAUCAGGUAUUUCUUCAGUUUGAGUUGAUUUUGUGUUGAAGAAUCUAUUCCAAUCUCCUGCUUACUACUCACUCUAUUGAUGGUGCUCUUUACAAGAUUGGCUAUCGCUACAAUUGUGUUCCACUCUAAAUCUUCAUCAUCAGCAUAAAAUAGCUUCAAGUUGCCAAUGUGAAGCUAUGGAUGCACCUUGAAGCCCGAUGGGAGUUCCAGUUUGUAUGCUAGUUUGCCUCAUUGUUUCACUUUUAAGUUGUCCUUCAUACUUCCACAACAGUGCACCAUGGCGUUGAUGAAAGAUACCUGUUCACUCUAAAUAGAGCUUCGCAGGGACCCGGCCUUCCAUGCAAAGUCUAGUUGAUUGUCGAUGAUUGUAUGCUUGGUUUUUCAUUUGCUUUGAUACCCUGUCAAAAAUGCUUUCAUGAGUUUCGUCUGCUGCUGUCAGUUUCAAGUAAGUUGGUAGGCAAAGGUUGGCCUUCCUUUCCACUGGGCAUCAAUGGUAUGCAGCUUCAACGUCGUCGACUGUUGUCUCGAACUAAGUCAGAUGGAUUGUCUUCUGAAGACUCACUUUUCUGUAGGUUAUAGUACAAUUGGCCUAUAUCAAGUAACUUUGCCCAAGCUUUUUUUUU
Molecule: messenger RNA, 3757 nt
Organism: Nymphaea colorata (pocket water lily)
Lineage: Eukaryota; Viridiplantae; Streptophyta; Magnoliopsida; Nymphaeales; Nymphaeaceae
Product: pentatricopeptide repeat-containing protein At3g29230
Exons: 2
Coding region: 223-2052 (609 amino acids)
Biological process (GO): RNA modification
Molecular function (GO): RNA binding; protein binding
Source: RefSeq, a predicted model, not a curated record